Messenger RNA from Phialemonium atrogriseum, 2685 nucleotides. RefSeq lists its product as uncharacterized. Bases 144 to 2261 code for a protein of 705 amino acids. NCBI's taxonomy places the organism in Eukaryota, Fungi, Ascomycota, Sordariomycetes, Cephalothecales, Cephalothecaceae. Gene Ontology annotation, molecular function: ATP binding; glutaminase activity; NAD+ synthase (glutamine-hydrolyzing) activity. The transcript is spliced from 16 exons. Gene Ontology annotation, biological process: NAD+ biosynthetic process. Gene Ontology annotation, cellular component: cytoplasm. The record is from RefSeq and is a predicted model, not a curated record.
UUGAAUAUUCUUCCUUACACGCGUGUACUUGACAAACUACCUACCUAGGUAGCUAUCGCGCAUACCCAUCCUUGCCAAUCGACUCUUCACAGCCCCUCGUUUAUCCUCCGUCCCUGGGCAGACUGCCUAGCUCUAGAUUCACCAUGGAGCCGGUUGUUACCUUGGCAGCUUGCAGCCUGAACCAGUUCGCGCUGGAUUGGGAAGGGAAUCUUGGUCGGAUAAAGCAAAGCAUCCUGAAAGCCAAGCAAGCCGGUGCUACCUUGCGUGUCGGCCCAGACUUGGAGAUUACAGGCUAUUCAUGUCUCGACCACUUCCUGGAGAUGGACCUGUAUGACCAGGCCUUGGAUAUGCUCGACCAAAUCUUGAUUGACGAGUCUCUCUUUGACAUCCUCCUGGACAUUGGAAUUCCUAUCAUGCACAAGAACUGCGCUUAUAACGCCCGCGCCAUUAUUGUAAAUGGCAAAAUCCUCUGUUUCAGGCCCAAGAUCUAUGGGGAUAACUCCCGGGAGAACCGAUGGUUCACACCGUGGGCGCGACCUGGACAUGUCGAGCAGUACUCUCUACCUCCCCGGCUCGCAAAAAUCCAUGGUAAAAGCCAUGUCCCGAUCGGGGAUGUUCUGAUAAACACCCUUGAAACCUGUUUAGCCUCAGACAAUGGUGACGAAAUUUGCCCCUCAAGCAGCGCCGAGAUUUUCACCCACUCGAACGGGAGUCAUCGUUCGCUCACGAAGCUAGACCAGCGGAUCCAGCUUAUCCAGGAGGCCACACGGAAGAACGGAGGUGUUCACCUCUACAGCACUCAGCGGGGUUGUGACGGCGACAGCCUGUACCAUGACGAGUGUUCUCUCAUUUUGGUCAAUGGCGACAUUGUGGCUCAGGGCAGGCAAUUUGGGCUGGAAGAUGUCGAGGUGAUUACAGCAACUGUCGACCUCCAGGAGGUUCGGGCCUACCGAUUCGCAUUGCCAAAGGGCUCCUCAGGAACCCAGGAACCUUCCUCCAAACCCAUAAACGCUGAAUUUUCACUCUCCAACCACAAGCCCAAACACAAGCCCGCUAUCUUCAUGUCUCCCACCCCCACCCCUCCUAAACCAGCGGAAUAUCACCUCCCUGAAGAGGAGAUUGCCUACGGCCCAGCGUGUUGGCUUUGGGAUUAUCUGCGGCGGUCCAAGGCUUCGGGGUUCCUCCUCCCGCUCUCUGGCGGCCUUGAUUCUUGUGCCACCGCCAUCGUCGUCUACAGCAUGUGUCGUCUUGUCAUGAUUGCUGUCAAAGGGGGCGAUGAACAAGUCAUUGCCGACGUAAAGCGCAUUGUGGCACCCACCGAGGACAACAUGCCUAGCACCCCUGAGGAGCUUUGCAAUCGGAUAUUCCAUACUGUGUACCUAGGGAUGGCCAGCCAGUCGAGCAAGGAGACAAGGCAGCGCGCGAAGGACCUUGCUGCGCGGAUUGGGAGCUAUCACACAGAUCUCAACAUCGACGACGUCUUCCACGCCACCAAGGGGCUGCUGAAACAGGGAACUGGGUUUGAGCCCAAGUUCACGGCCCAUGGGGGAACCCAUACGGAGAAUAUUGCCUUGCAGAAUAUCCAGGCCAGGGCUCGUAUGUGCGCCGCCUAUUAUUAUGCCCAGAUGCUGCCAACGGUCCGGGAACGCCCUGGUGGAGGGGGCUGUUUGGUACUCGGCUCCAGCAACGCCGAUGAGAGCGUCAGUGGCUAUCUCACGAAAUAUGACUGUUCGAGCGCCGAUAUAAACCCUAUCGGCUCCUUCAGCAAGGUCGACCUCACGCGGUUUAUCGCGUGGGCGGCAAAGAGUUUCGACAUGCCCGUUCUGGUCGAGUUCCUCGAGGCAACGCCAACCGCUGAGCUUGAACCAAUUACGGAAAAUUACGUGCAAAGUGAUGAGGCCGACAUGGGGAUGACGUAUGUGGAGCUGGCCCGGUUUCGCACACUGAGGAAGCAAUACAGACUCGGUCCAUACGGAAUGUACCUCAGACUGCAGGAUGAAUGGGGAGAGAAGCUGUCCCCACGUGAGAUCGCUGACAAAGUGAAGCGCUUUCAUCAUCGCUACCAAAUCAACAGGCAUAAGCAAGAAGUCGCAACGCCGGCAUAUCAAGCCGAAUCUGCCAACCCAGACAACCUUCGCUUCGACCUUCGGCCAUUCUUGUAUCCUGCCGCGUUUGAGAGCUGGUCGUUCAAGAAGAUUGACGAACGGGUAGAAACGGUAGAGAAGGCGCAGGAGAAGAAGAGACGGUGGGAUUUGCUCUAACUGCAUAAUGCAUACUUACGAGAAUUUGUAGUUUAAGCAAGCCCUUAUACCUCCUCGCCUAACUGUCGCAGCUGAUUCACCAUCCAUUCUCACUUGAUCUAUUCGCGGAGAGAAUGAUUUUUACUUGCGGUCGCUGGAUCCGGGAAAAGGACCUCCCUCCCUGACGUCGGCACUAAGCUCAAGUUGGAGGGAAACCGCGAGCUGAGGUACAAAAGAUAGAAAUCAGAAGAAUCGGUAUACGGAUUCCCGCUGCUGUGUUUACACUUCGUUAUUAUCGCUUGCAUAAGGCGCUUGGUGAUGUGGCUUCCAUGUGGGGGAGUAGCACCUUGUGCCUCAAAUUCGGUACGUACUGAAAUGCGUCCUGCCGUCGUCCACAUAGUGGAGCUCUGGUCUUGGGGCUCUUGGAUGCCCCACCAUACAUGUG